Messenger RNA from Arvicanthis niloticus (Nile rat), 1989 nucleotides. The record is from RefSeq and is a predicted model, not a curated record. NCBI's taxonomy places the organism in Eukaryota, Metazoa, Chordata, Mammalia, Rodentia, Muridae.
GAAGCAUGAGGGGAAGGAAGAUGGCAAGAGAUGAGGAAGGCAGCUAUGGCGCAGAGGACUCCAGGGUCCAGCAGGAGCCGCAGCUGAGGCUCAUCCUGGUGGGCAGGACUGGGACCGGCAAGAGUGCCACUGGCAACAGCAUCCUGGGCCAGAAGUGCUUCCUGUCCAGGCUGGGGGCGGUGCCUGUCACCAGAAGUUGCACCUUGGCCAGCAGAAGGUGGGCCGGCUGGCAGGUGGAGGUGGUGGACACCCCGGACAUCUUCAGCUCCGAGACCCCGCGAACCGACCCUGGGUACAUGGAGGCAGCCCGAUGUUUCGUGCUGUCGGCUCCCGGGCCGCACGCACUGCUGCUGGUCACCCAGCUGGGUCGCUUCACCAUGCAGGACAGCCAGGCUCUGGCAGCCGUAAAACGGAUGUUCGGGAAGCAAGUGUUGGCGCGCACCAUCGUGGUGUUCACGCGCAAGGAGGACCUGGCCGGAGACUCCUUGCAGGAUUAUGUGCGCUGCACGGACAACCGCGCGCUGCGGGAGCUGGUGGCCGAGUGCGGGGGUCGCGUGUGCGCUCUCAACAACCGCGCCACAGGCAGCGAGCGCGAGGUUCAGGCUGAGCAGCUGCUGGGCCAGGUCGCGUGCUUGGUGAGGGAGCACGGGGGCGCGCACUACUCCAAUGAGGUGUACGAGCUGGUGCAAGCCAUGCGGUGGGUUGAUCCUCCGGACCAACUAGCCAAGGUGGCGGAGAUGGUGGCUGCGCGCAUGCAGAGGAGCAGGAGGUUGCUAGCUGGGCUGUGGGGAUGGCAGAAAACCUACUGGAAGGGCUGGAGACGGGGUGUGGCUGUCUUCCUGGGUGUGGCCCUGUUGAUCUACCUGCUGCUCUACAGAAAGGUCCGAGGCCUUUGGGGAAAGAGAAUGGCAGACCUUCAGAAGAGCACACAUGGAAUUACAGUUGAAGGACAAGAAGCCUGCUGUGUAGAAAAAUCCAACUGCCUAAGGAUCCUCCUGGUGGGCAAAUCUGGCAGCGGAAAAAGUGCCACAGGGAACAGCAUCCUCCAACGACCAGCAUUCGAGUCCAGGCUCAGAGGCCAGUCCGUGACCAGGAGCAGCCAGGCAGAGAUGGGCACAUGGGAGGGAAGGAGCAUCCUAGUGGUAGACACGCCCCCCAUCUUUAACUCAAAGGCCCAGGACCAAGACAUGGACAAGGACAUUGGAGACUGCUACCUGAUGUGUGCCCCAGGACCCCAUGUGUUGUUGCUGGUGACCCAGCUGGGACGCUUCACACCUGAAGAUGCCAUGGCUGUCAGGAUGGUGAAGGAGGUCUUUGGGCUGGGGGUCAUGAGGCACAUGAUUGUCCUCUUUACCCGAAAGGAAGACCUGGCAGAUGGGUCCUUGGAAGAGUUUGUGACCCACACUGACAACCGCAGCCUUUGCGGCCUUGUCUGGGAGUGUGGAAGGAGGUACUGUGCCUUCAAUAACAGGGCCUCUGGGGAGGAGCAGCAGGGGCAGCUGGCAGAGCUCAUGGCCCUGGUGAGGAGGCUGGAACAGGAGUGUGAGGGCUCCUUCUACAGCAAUGACCUCUUCUUUUGUGCUCAGGUGUUCCUUAGAGGUGGCUACAGUGAGCACCAGGAUCCAUAUGGGUACUAUAUGGCCAAGGUGAGGCAGGAGGUGGAGAAACAGAAAUGGGAGCUGGAGGAGCAGGAGGGCAGCUGGGUAGCUAAAAUGCUUUGCACAGUCAAGUUUUACUUGGACCCCCACACUGCAGUAUCUGCUCUUCUCAUUGUGCUUGGUUUGAUCUUUCUCACCACUUUAGUUAACUUGUAUAUUAGCAGAUGGAAAUGAGCCUUUUUGGGUGAUUUCUCCCAUCAUUUCUGUCCCCCAAAGUUCCCCAUCUUGUGUCAGGGAACCUCAGUCUUCAAUUAAUUUCACUCUAAUUUGAUUUGCAUGGAUCAUACAUGCCAGGAAUCUUCUUCUAAAUAAAGGAUGAAAGAAAAAUGUA